Molecule: messenger RNA, 2901 nt
Organism: Cyprinodon tularosa
Lineage: Eukaryota; Metazoa; Chordata; Actinopteri; Cyprinodontiformes; Cyprinodontidae
Gene: lmx1al
Product: LIM homeobox transcription factor 1, alpha-like
Exons: 9
Coding region: 219-1451 (410 amino acids)
Biological process (GO): neuron differentiation; regulation of transcription by RNA polymerase II
Cellular component (GO): nucleus
Molecular function (GO): RNA polymerase II transcription regulatory region sequence-specific DNA binding; DNA-binding transcription factor activity, RNA polymerase II-specific
Source: RefSeq, a predicted model, not a curated record
UUCUGUCCAUCUCCUCCCUCUGCCUCCUUUUUACGCACAAAACAACCCAGAGCGCGCACACGGCUGUCGGAGAAACCAGGAGACACAAUAGACCAUAUUUUGAGGCAUCAUGCUGUUGGAAUUUCUUCCAUAGGCAAACUGUGCGGUAGCUCAUGUGGUUGACCCAUAGGAUCGCUUGUGUUCAGUCACAUAAGAGCUGGAAGUUUCGCUGGAUUUAAAUGUUGCCGACCGAGAUCUCAGGAGGAGUGUGUUUCACCUCAAGCGAUCACACUGAGGGAAGGAGAGAAGGAAUGAAAACUGAGGAAAACCAACAGUCCUGCCUGCAACAGCCUCCGUCCUCCACGCCUUAUGGUCCAGAUUUCAGAGGCGGUGGAGAACUGUGCGCGGGCUGCGAGUCUCCCAUCGCAGACCGCUUCCUCCUGCGCGUGAACGAGCGCUCCUGGCACGAGACCUGCGUGAAGUGCGCCGUCUGUCUGAGCGCACUUACCGGGACCUGUUACUGCAGGGACCGUCUGCUGUACUGCAAGCAUGACUAUGAAAAGCUCUUUGUCAGGAAGUGCAGUGCAUGCCUGCAGGUCAUUGGACGCUCUGAGCUGAUAAUGCGUGUGCUAGGCCAGGUAUACCACCUGGGCUGCUUCAGCUGCUGUGAGUGUGAACGCCGACUGCAGAGAGGUGAUGAGUUUGUGUUGAAAGAAGGCCAGCUGCUCUGCCGCAUGGACUAUGAAAAGGAGAGGGAAAUGCUUGCUGCAAUUAGUCCUGCUCCAACUGAAUCAGUAAAAAGUGAGGAUGAAGAUGGUGGGGGAGGCUCUGGCAGUGGGAAAGGUGGUGAUGAAGGAAAAGAGCACAAGCGUUCAAAACGACCACGCACCAUAUUGACUACGCAGCAACGGCGAGCUUUCAAGGCCUCCUUUGAAGUAUCAGCCAAGCCAUGCCGAAAGGUGAGGGAGACCCUGGCUGCUGAGACCGGCCUGACAGUGCGGGUUGUGCAGGUUUGGUUUCAAAACCAGAGAGCUAAGAUGAAAAAGAUAGCUCGUCGACAGCAGCAACAACAACAGCAGCAGCAGGAGCAAGAGCAACUGGGAGGGACCAGGAGAGGGCCCAGUAGAGGAGGCCGUCAAAGCAAUGAUGACAGUGAGGAUGGAUCUAGUACUCACGGCAUCGACAGCAUGUUAGGAUAUCCAUCUCUGCCACGUCAGCAGCUACUUUCCCUGGACCCAAACAUCUAUGGAGGAGAGCCAUUUCGACAUGGGCUGACACCUCCUCAACUAAACAGUGAGCAGAUCCACUCUUACGACUCAGAGACUGUAUUCCAUGAUUUGGACAGCGAUGGAAGCCUCAGUCACCUCGGGGACUGUCUCUUGGCAACAGGAGAUGGUGGUCUUCUGGCAGGACGAGUAGGAAACCCCAUCGACCGUCUUUACUCCAUGCAGAACUCCUACUUCACUUCCUGACACUUAAAAACCUCAAUCUUUACUCCUCCUGUUUCACCUUUUGCCCGAGAGAAGCAACCUGCAGAUGGGACUAUUCUCAAUUAGACAGGCUGGAGCCAAACAUACUUCUGAACUUUUAUCACUGGAUUACAUCAUCAUCAAAUCAAUCGGGCAAAACAGCACUAUUUUGAUUAGCAUAAUGUCCUUUCAUGCUUUCCUGAAUAAUAAUCAUAUGCUGGAAUGACAGACACUGUAAAUCUUCAUAAUAAUGGCCUUGUAUUUUUUCAAUUGUAUUAAUGCCAUACUCAGUGAGAAAUAUUUAAUUUCACUUUCCAACAAAAAAAAAAGAACAUGACAACGCAUAUACCAAUCAGUACAUAUGACUAAGUUACGUACUUUCGAGGACUCAGUCAAGUUAAAUGUAUUUAGAGGUUGUACUAGUUACAAAAAUUUGGGGGUCUAAAUAAUAUUAGGACAUUGGUAAAGCUCCUUUGUUUUGUCUGGAUUCAUUUUUAAGCAAUGUGUAAGGAUGAUUGCAACAUAUACAAGAGUAUAUGGAGUGGAUUACAGUUUUGCUCUCAGGUUAGUGUGUAUGUUUUUGUGACCUGAGCCUCAUCUCAGGAAAUUGCGUUGGUUAGAAAACACCUUUAACUUCCCUUUUAUUUCAAAUUUUAUCCUUUUUGAGGCUUGACAACAAAAAAAGUGGACCAAAAAUAAAUUGUUUUUACAUUAUUAACGAAACAGAUGACCCCUCAAGAGUCAUUUGAAAAGCCUUAAUUAGAACAGGGUGAUUAAGUGAUUAUCACUUCAGUUUAUGCUUUUAUAAUAUUAACAGUAAAAUUAGUGCAGUAGUUUAAACCAAAAGAUCUACAAUGCCCAAAUCUUAGGACUUAAAGUCCACGGUGGUGAAUUCCAAAUGUAAAUGCGAGUAUGACUGCGUUACACAUAAUUGUUGCAAUCACUUUCUGUAAUAAUUUCCUUCGUCUUGAAUAUCCUGAUAGAUGCUGUUGGGUAGACAUUUUGUACCUGUGAUAAUCAGCAAAUAUUUAAACCAUAGCAUGAUAUCUGUGUGCCACAAAGUAGAUCUAUAGAACUAGAAUCCAAUUUUUGGGGGGUGGGAAAUAGCCAAUUUUGCUGUAGGGAUCUAAACAGACCUAUCCUGUGGCACAGCAAGAAAAAAAAAAAGAAACUACAGCGAUACCUAUCUUAUUUAGUUGUCGGUGAAUAGCCGGAACCUGGGGUACUCUUAAGAAAAUGUUUGAUUCUAAUCAAAUACUUGGCGUUCUUACUGUGAUAUUAAUGUGAAUGUAAUUUAUUUGUGUGGUAGUAGAUGAUAUUCUAUUUUGUUCAGUGACAGCAAGGUGAUGUGCUUUGAAUUCAAUGUUCAUGUAUCUUCAAUACAAACUGCAGUUUUGCUUUUGAAGUAAAAUUGGCUUAUUUGUCCUUAAUGAAAUAAAUAAUGAAAGUCUAA